Toxotes jaculatrix (banded archerfish) is the source of this 1561-nucleotide messenger RNA. RefSeq lists its product as uncharacterized. The coding region runs from base 55 to 843 and encodes 262 amino acids. The record is from RefSeq and is a predicted model, not a curated record. The transcript has 4 exons. Lineage: Eukaryota; Metazoa; Chordata; Actinopteri; Toxotidae.
AGAAGGUAAGAGGUUGGCCGUUAGGUAGCGGUCCAGCUAAGUUCACUGCUAACUAUGCCUGGAAAAUGUAAAUUCCAAGACUCUUGGCUCUCUAAGGACAUUUACAAGGACUGGCUGGUUAAGGACGUCCAGGAUAUCCACUUCGCCCGAUGUAGGGCCUGCUGUAAAUCAAUCAAACUCCAGACCAUGGGCGAGGCUGCUCUCACCAGCCACGCAGGGGGAGCUGGCCACAAAGCAGCGGUCCGCAAGCUGGUGGAAGGCAAUUUGGUGGUGAUAAAUGCCACAGGACAAAUGAACGGCAGCGUCAAUCGGGCUGAGGACAGCAAGGAGCAAGUGGCCAUCUGCCUCCAGCGUGACACCUUGGACAAAAUAACAGGCAGCGACUGGUCAGAUCUGCACCACAGCCCCACUACAAACUCCACCUCCCACAAUGCAGAGCUACAAGAUGUGACAUUUCCUUCUGCCUACUUCACAGCACCAGGCACCUCCAGGCUCAUCAGCCAGCGCCUCCACCCAUCAGGCAGCGAGACAGAGGAAGGCGGCCGCCGCUCGUUUCAGCACGACUCCGUAGACCUGUCAAGGAUGGAGCACCAGCAGAGGUCGGAGGCUCUGGAGCAGCAGCAGCAGAUGAAGAUCCUGGAGUGGGAGAACAGGAUGAAGGUGCUGGCGUGGGAGCAGGAGCUGGUGAGGGGGAAGAGGAGAGCAACCCGGCAGAAGGAGAAGGCCUUCAGGAUGAAGAAGGCAUACUACAAAGCAAAGUUAAAGAGGAUGGGCGAGGACGUGCCGUCGUCUUCCACCAGCAGCAGCGAUGAGGAGGAGAAAAUACCUCAUCCGACAGGAUGAACUGAUUUAAGAAUUGUGUUUUUAUUAGUGCUUAUUUGUCUCAUUGUUUUGUCUAUUUGUCAUGGAACUGUUACUAUUUUUAUACUUUUUUUGUACUUGGUUGCACAAGGAGUUUUUCUCAGUUGCUUUCAGUGAGCUGCUCUUACACAAAGAGAGAAAAUCACUCCCAAAUGAAUAAGACUGAAUAAGGCAUAUGAGAGUGUCUUACAUAGCUAUAAGCACUGUUAUUUAAAGCAGAAGUAAGAUUACUUGGGUUCCACACUACUUAGAAGAACAAAUUAAGCAAAACUACAAUAAAUGGCAGUGACUUUAUUCCAUAUGGUGACAGCUACUAACCAAUUUCUCAUCGAUGUGACGACCGUCUUCUCUGUCUACGUAAGCUUUCUCCUUGAUGGCCUUAAGAGAAGAUCAAAGAGAUUCAAAGUAAACACUUCUUUUGAAAUUAAUCAAAAUGGGGUACUAAUUUUCAAAAAGACCUGUAAAAGUACACAGGAAUGCUAUGAAAUAUAAAUACUUUUAAUGAGUUACUUUGCACAUCUUGUAGAAAUUCACUGUGUGAAAGGGUUGAGAUCAAAAUCACAAUGUGUGUGUGUGUGUAUUUUUUUUUUUAUUUUAUUAAUCACAGCGUGGCUUCAAUAUUCAAAAUCACUGUUCACUGAUGUUUCAGGCAAUAGUUUCUGUGAAGGUCAAAGUGUGUUUUAAGGAGAAUAUCAUUAAA